Eurytemora carolleeae is the source of this 1034-nucleotide messenger RNA. RefSeq lists its product as uncharacterized. The record is from RefSeq and is a predicted model, not a curated record. NCBI's taxonomy places the organism in Eukaryota, Metazoa, Arthropoda, Copepoda, Calanoida, Temoridae. The transcript is spliced from 18 exons. The coding region runs from base 29 to 1030 and encodes 333 amino acids.
AAUUGAAGUUUAGUUUUGAUUGCAGUACAUGGAAGGAAGGAUGUUGAGGAUUAUUAAAGUGAUUAUUCUCGUCCUUGGGUGUUUACUGCCUCAGCUUGAGGCUCUUAGCAGGUCUGGACGUGUUGUCCUGCCUGACCCGCGUCGAAAGGGUAGAUUUUACAUGACAGACUGCGGGUCGCCAAACACUUUAGGGAAAAUAUGUUAUACUAAGCCAUGGAAAUCAACUUGCAUCAAAACGGAAUACAUGACAGCAUGCAUGGACACAAAAUCAAUGGUUGACAGAAGAUUAAACACAUAUUGUGGAGACAAAGAUACGGCUGGUCGUAAAUGCCUUUUGGGUGGAUUUUGCCAUGAAAUUGGGAAAGCUAACUAUCAGUGCAUGCCAUGGGCUGUUAAACCUGCGGCUAAAAGUACAACACCCAAACCUUCAACAGGACCAACUCCUGAUCCAAAUAAUCUUCCAAGGCCAGGCUGGGUUCUUGUAAAAGUAAGCGGUCGUCCUACCAAACUUCAAUGUGGAGAGCCUGGUUCCAAUGGUGCUGAAUGUGUACAAAAUGAAUCUGGUAGAAUUUGCAGAAUAACGGCUGAUCAGAGCGCAUGUGUUUAUGAAAGAUCAUCUUUGAUAAAGCCGAAUUUACAUUGUGGUGACAAAGGCACCCUAGGACAAACAUGCAUAAAUAAAGGAGUUUGCUCUAUAUACGGAAAGAAACAUUAUUACUGUUUAGCUCCACCCAUAGUGGAUCGUCCUGACCUUAGUCUGCUUCCAAGGACUGGAAUGGUAGCACUUGUAUUAGGUGGUAGACCAGCUAGGAUUGAUUGUGGAAAACCUGGAACCAAUGGACUUAAAUGUUUGGAAAGCGGACGAACCUGCAGAAUAACGGCUGGCAUGUCUGCGUGUGUAAUUGAAUCUGCAACAAUAAUAAAACCGAAUUUAUAUUGCGGUGACAAGGACACCCUUGGUCAAAAAUGCUUAAAUGUAAGACAAUUACAUUUUAUUUUUAUGGGAAAAGAGAUGUUUUAUGUUUUUUAACCCU